Molecule: messenger RNA, 609 nt
Organism: Rotaria sordida
Lineage: Eukaryota; Metazoa; Rotifera; Eurotatoria; Philodinida; Philodinidae
Source: the annotation of a GenBank genome assembly
AUGUCACAAAAUACAAACACACGAGUUCCAUUUAAUGAAAUCGAAGGAAUAGCAUCAACAAAUGUUCCAGCCUAUUCAAAUGAAAAAAGUCAUUCUUUUAGAUCUGGUCGUCAUUAUAUAUAUGGAAUUUUUACUGGUUAUCAAUGGCAAUGUGUUGAAUUUGCUCGUCGAUGGUUAUUAAUACGUAAAAGCUGUACAUUUAAAGAUAUUCCAUGUGCAGCUAAUAUUUGGACUGAUGUAUCAUAUAUCGAACGAGUUAUAGAUGGUAAACAUUUUCAAUUACGUCUUAUUCCAAAUAGUUCUCCACAACCACCAAAAAAAGAUUCAUUACUUAUUUAUCGUCGUAGUAAUAAAAUGCCAUAUGGACAUGUUGCUAUUAUUACUGAUGUAACAUCAGAUUAUGUUUAUAUUGCUGAACAAAAUAAUUUAUAUCAUUAUUGGCCUGGUGAUUAUGCUCGUCAAGAACGAUUAAAAUUUCAUGAUGGAAAUUAUUAUAUUGAUGAUGAAGAUCCAAUUUAUGGUUGGAUAGAAAUUGAAAAUAAUGAUGAAUUGCAACCUUUUGAUGAAUUGAAUAUUGCUAAUAUACUUCAGCAAUAUUUAGGAGCUUAA